AUGACGCCUCUGGAUUGGUUGCUGCUCCAGCGUGGAAUCGCCGUGGUGACGAUAAAUGGAGAAGAUAUAGUUCUGGAUGUCUGUCCAAUCAUGGCUCUCUCGGGUAGGUGGGGGGUAUCUGGAACUUGGUGAUAGAUGAGCUUUGUUGGGAAAUUAAGCUAGUUUAUGGGCAUUUUCACCCCUAAAAACCUAAAAUAGGCAGCGAAUUUUUAUGUAUUAUAUCCUUGGUCAGCACGUUUUUUUCUGAUUCGUUUGAGAUAUUUCCCGUCAAAAAGUGAGAGCCCCCAUACAAGUACUCUCCUUUAGGAAAAAAAUUUUUGUUAACCAGUUGAGUAAACCGGCUUUUUCAGCGACCAAUCCGGCAGGUCUCUUCUGGCCAAACCAGCCCAUUUUUGAUGAUGGAGAAGGAGCAGCCGAGGAGCCAAACCAGCCCAUCGGUAGUGAAGGAGAAGGAGAGGGAGAGGUCGAGGACAGCCCUGAGGAUAUCGAAGCCCCAGCGGAAGAAAGAGAGGAGCCCGCUGGCGGCCAGGAGGAGCACGAGGAGAUUGUUGUUGAUGAAGCUGUUGGCCAAGGUGAAGAGCCAGAAGAAGCCACCGAUGGGGAAGAGGGGGCCCCGGCCGAGGGAUUGUCUGAAGAGAGAGUAGGAGAAGAACCCACCAUGGACUACGUAAAAUGUUAUAAUAGCUUUCCUUGA
Bursaphelenchus xylophilus (pine wood nematode) is the source of this 694-nucleotide messenger RNA. The record is from the annotation of a GenBank genome assembly. NCBI's taxonomy places the organism in Eukaryota, Metazoa, Nematoda, Chromadorea, Rhabditida, Aphelenchoididae.